This is a messenger RNA of Schistosoma guineensis, 850 nucleotides long. NCBI's taxonomy places the organism in Eukaryota, Metazoa, Platyhelminthes, Trematoda, Strigeidida, Schistosomatidae. The record is from the annotation of a GenBank genome assembly.
AUAUAAAGUAGUUUCGUUUGACUAAUUCAUUUCUUAUUUGUAAUUAGUCUGCACAAUUUAACCUAGAGAACAGUAAAAAGAAACAAAUAGCAGUACACUUAAUUCUAAAUUAAAAUUGGACAAGGAUAAUAACACAAAUCUCUUCAUAUUUCAGAUUAAUUAAACUUUAUGAAAAUAUAUAAAUUUGAUCAUCAUAAUAAUAAGAUGAUUAUUGAACAAUUAUUUUAUUGUCUACUUGUUUUAAUGGCUUUCAGUAGUAUCAUCAAUGCUAUACCCGUGCAUGAACUAAAUUAUGCGAACCAUAAAUCAAAUGAUCACAUGAUUGGAAAGCAAUACGAUGAACGGUAUCCUACAGAUGGUAACACAAGAUUUGUAGAAUCAGAUUAUUCAAACUUUUAUCCAAUGGCAUUUAAGCGUACUCUCUUUAAUCCUAUUUUGAUGAAACGUAAUUUCGAUCCAAUUGUAUUUAAACGUUCAUACUUUGAUCCAAUUAUUUAUAAACGAUCAUAUUUUGAUCCUAUAUUAUUUAAACGUAAUGAGAAUCGUCAAUUGGAAAAACGUGAAUAUUUUGAUCCGAUAAUUUAUUAAAAUCAUUCAAAGAUAAAAACCUAUUCAAUAGAAGCACAAUGUAAUCAAUAAAAAAAUGUAUUGAAAAAAAUAUAUAAAUAUUUCUGAAGAUUGGCUUUAAAACGUUGAACUAUUCUGUUUUAUUGUUUACUGUAAUGUUAUUAAAUAGAAAGAGUGUCCUUAUGUAAGCCAUUUUUGAGAUUUGAUUUAAGUAGAAUGAUUUCAUACAUAUAGUUCCCUUUAACAUUUUGAAAAGAGCAAGAACAAAGAUUCUAGCAGAAUA